UAGAGCUCAGUAGUAUAACUCAAUUCCUCAUUGCAGUAGCUGAGUUUACUGAAUAAGAGGUCGCCCUGCACGCUGCACAAAUCGACAAGAGCAAAACUUCCCUCCAAUGAGUAUUCAAUAGGUGUCCUCGACCUUCUCAAGCGUACCGUUAGGACGUUUAGGAGAAUCUUGGUCAAUGGUAGCAUGGGUUUACAGCAUUUUAUCGGCAUCACUGUUUCAUCAAAGUAUUCUGGCUCGGUUGCACUAUCAUACGGCGCGCAUUUGAACAUGUGGUUCACGAUCCACCGCCAUGGCACAGAAGAAAUACCUCCCCUGACUUGAUCGCUGGGAAGAAAGUCGGUAGUUUGGCCAUAAGAAAGCCUGGGAGCAGACAAGUUGACUGGCUCGCAGCGUGUAGAGAUGACUUACAGCAAAUUAGGAGUGACCUAGUCAGCAUGAGCUGGAGGACAGAUAAAAUAAACGGUGGUUGGAGGCAGAAUGGGAACAGAUUCCGGAUUACCGAUGGGCCAACGGCAUCAACACCAGUCGUUUAUACCCCUGAGAGAGGGUCCAAGGGCAUCAUUGCUUUUAUCAUCGAGAAACGUUCAAAGGUUUCUCCACACGCUAAACACUUGAUAAAAUCGGCAUGAGACGCAGUAAUAACUGAUGAAUAUUAGUACGUACGCAAAGAUUCAUGCAAGCCGCGCGUAUGUCUAUGUUGUAUGACCA
Suillus paluster is the source of this 708-nucleotide messenger RNA. RefSeq lists its product as uncharacterized. The transcript is spliced from 2 exons. The record is from RefSeq and is a predicted model, not a curated record. Bases 435 to 629 code for a protein of 64 amino acids. Lineage: Eukaryota; Fungi; Basidiomycota; Agaricomycetes; Boletales; Suillaceae.